UUUUCCGAGUACCCUCCCCUUUCGUCCCUAUUAUAUGUUUUUUUUCAGUAUUAUUCUCUACACUUAAACCUUUCUGCAGUACUACUUGCAUUUUUUAUAAUUUCUGUUUGUGGGUUUAAAAUGGUCCAUUAUGUUAAUUUACAUACUGGAUUAAGUCAAAAUAUGAAGAGAUUGCUUAAACAAUUGACAAAAACUUUGAUAAUUUUGGUAUAUAUUCAUUUUACAAAUCUGAGUCUUGUUAUAGUGUAUAUCAGGGAACGUGCCGUCCCGAUUUCUUAUUAG
This is a messenger RNA of Meloidogyne enterolobii, 282 nucleotides long. Lineage: Eukaryota; Metazoa; Nematoda; Chromadorea; Rhabditida; Meloidogynidae. The record is from the annotation of a GenBank genome assembly.